ACGAGCGUCACAGCUGUCGCCAAAAGAACAGGAUCCUUUAUCCUUUGCGUUUAUUCAUUCACACGUCAAAAAUUCCACACAUAUGUUUAGUUUGUAGUAUUUAUAAUCACAUUCUGAUAAGAUAUACGAGUUUUAUAAAAAUUUUCAUUCAUGCUAUUUUGUGGAAUAUAUUUCGAAUACGUAAUGGAAAACAGUGAUUUUCAUUUCAAUUGCUGAUACAAUGACGCGCGUAUGUUUUGCAGCUUCGUUUAUGGUCUCUCUAACAAUAUUCCCGACAAUCGAUGCCGUUUUUCAAGAUUUUAUGAAUCUCCAGCAUCCAAGAUCUCAUUUACCUGAUACAAAAUUCAACUAUGGAGAAUAUUCGGAACAUUUAGAAACUGAAGAAAGAAGAGAAAAUGGCCCUGAAACAGCAUGGGAUAGAAUACCACAACAUAACGAUCAACCAUCUAGAUACAGCCAUACCCAGACGGAAAGUCCUGAUCAGCUUUCGGAUACCUUUGAUCCAAAUAUCACAUGGGACCCACAUUGGAUAACAGACAUGAGCAAAAUGGGUCAAUUGACUGCCGUUGAUUUAGACCCGGAAGGAAGGAUUGCAAUAUUUAGUAGACGUGAGAGAAUUUGGGGUUUAACAACGUUCGAUUACCAUAAUAAAUUCGAUUGUAGCAACGGUCCGAUUAAGCACGACACGAUAUUGCUGUAUGACAAAACAGGUCGGAAAGUUUUGCAAUGGGGCAGAAACAUGUUUUAUUUACCUCAUGGACUAACGAUAGACCAUGAAGGAAAUUAUUGGAUGACAGAUGUAGCUUUGCACCAGGUUUUCAAAUUUGACGCUAAGGACAUAGAAAAGAAUUGGAAUUUAUUGAAAAAAGCUGAAAAUCAAACGAUCAAGGAUCUCGAAAAUGUUCACGAUUAUAAGCAUCGUUUUGAGCACAGUAUCAUCAAACCUUCUAUCAUACUUGGCCAAGCUUUUGAGCCCGGAGAUGACAAUCUAAGGUUCUGCAAACCGACUGCUGUUGCAGUUGCACAAAAUGGUGACUUUUUUGUUAGCGACGGUUAUUGCAACUCCAGAGUCAUUAAAUUUAACAAAAAUGGAGAAAGAAUAUUGCAUUGGGGUCGAUCAUGGCCAGCUACAGAUACGUUCAAUAAAUCGCCACCUUCGUACGCUCUUUUCGUUCCACAUUCCCUGGCGUUGGCGGAGGAUCAGAAUUUAAUAUACGUUGCGGAUCGGGAGGACGGUAGAGUGAUGGCUUACAACGCUCAAAAUGGAACUUUUCACCGUGAAUUCAAGCAUCCGUCGUUGGGUACCAAAAUUUAUGCAGUAGCCUAUGCCCGUGAAAAACUUUAUCUUAUCAACGGACCGGAACCUUUUAAAUCACAUUAUUUCCACGUGAGAGGUUUCGUUCUCGACACUAAUAGUGGCAAUGUCGUUUCGCAAUUUGGCCCUGGACGAGACAUGCUCGCACCCCAUGACAUCGCUGUUUCGGACGAUGGAUCCGAAAUUUAUACAAUCGAAUUGGACGACCACAAAGUUUAUCGGUUUGUUCAAGACGUAAGUAAACAAGUAUUAGUGAAGACGAAUUUGACGUCAGCUGGAAAUGCAACGUAUCUUCAGCACCACGAAGUUGCACCACUGACGGAUGACACGCCGAGUGAUGUGAAUUCGAGAAAAAGCGGAAGCGGCGCAGUUGUGUUGUCAAUAAUCACGAGUGCGAUUACGCUCAUCGGUUUGUGCCUAGCCGUUGCGGCGGUUGUCGCGAGGUGCCAAAAAAGAGGCUGCUUAUUAUCAGUGCGUAAACGAGCUUACUGGGAGGCAGAAAGAAGAGAAAACUUUAAACUAUCAAGUUUACUCGAGACGAAACCGGGCAAAGGUUUCAAGUCUCUGGAGAAAAGGCCAAACACACGUGACUUUAGCAAACUCAGCACGGAGCCCGAAACUUCGGAGGACGAACGAGUCGAGGACAGUCUCGUUAUUUGAUCCUAAAAAUCGACGACUUUUGAGAAAACAAAUUUGAGCAUCAGACAACUCGUAUCCGAUUAUUCGAUUAUACAUACAAAUAUUGUGGACCUAUCAACGCAAAGAACGGAAAACUAAUUAAACACACUGGAAUUGCUAUUUUUCUCAUUGAAUUUUCGUCAAAUUACAACUCACAAGAAAGACGUAAUGAAACCUGUUAAAAAAAUCGACUGGAGAGAGCAGCGAGACAAAUAGUCGAAUUAGUCGAUGUAACUUUUAAUAUUAAUCGAGUUACCGAUCAUCUCUUUCGAUUUUCCAAUUAAAAUUUCUGUCUCCCACCCUUCAAACAUUCUCAUUACAAUGCAAUUUUUAUCGUAAGUAGCAUCCGAUCAAUGUUGAUAAUCACCUCAAUUUUUCGAAACGUUUGUGUCCAAUUACAUAUCGAUGAAUAUAUAUUUAUAAAUAUUUACCGUAUAUAUUUGUAUGGCUGAUUGCGAGCCUGUAAUAACAAAAAUUGACGAGCUAAUUUAAUUUCCGAAUAUUUUACACGUGCCCACGACUAAAAAUUGUAUUUCAUCGAUCUUGUGGUUCGCAACAAUGUAACGACGAAAAUCCAAAAAAUUUAACCAACAAAAUCACAUCGUUUUGUUUGAAACCGUCCGAGAACAAAUCGAGUUUUCGUUGUUUUGCAGUCCUCUGACUCUGAACGGAGAAGCGUUUUGUUUUAAUUCAUGAUUGAAUAUUCCGAAUCUAUAAAAAUUCGGCGCCGGAAGACUGGCGUUUGGAAAAUUUGCUAGUCAGAAAAUUCGUUGAGUACGCCGACACAAUUGCGCAUGCGGCUGGAUUCGGAACUUCUUCGAAUAUGUGUGCAAAAUCGUUCGGAACGUCUAAAUAGCCGGCUAUUUGAGGUAUUCGAUAUUUUCCUAUUAUCGAUUGUUAUCCGAUCAGUUUUUGAAAUUCGUUCAUACAUUGAGCAUCGAGCUCCGGGAAGUGGUGUGACUCUAGCCUAAAAGUUCACCGUCGUGUGAUCGUUGUGUGUGUGAGUGAGCACGGCAGCUCCCCCCUCCUGACGACUUUCGCUGGCGAUGGCGAUUGGUGGGACAUUCCGGCAGUCCGGAGGGCAACGGCUGGUCCGUUGCUGCGAGAAUUUUGUAAAUUUUGUUCCGAACGGUACGAGCGGUAACAAAAAGACUCGUCCGAUUCGUCCUCCGUCCCCAGAAAAUAUAUUUCGCGGAAUAUUUAUUCUAGUUUUUACGACGCACGAUUUUACGUUGACAUCCCGGGACGUUUUUUGUUUCAAUGUGCCGCGAAGACGAGUUUUUCGGAAAGAAAUUUUCCAGGGACGAUUUUCCAGAGGGACCAAUUCCCAGCGUCGAAUCUCCCUAGAUUUCAGCUCUUUUUAAUGCAGUUGUGUUUUCUUUUAAUUUCAAAACAGCUGAUUCAAUGUCGCGACCAAAAUCUGAAACAUCGGUGUAUCGGCGGCGCGGACGCACGUACAGUCCCGCGCAGAAGCAAGCAAAAACAACGUUCACAUAUCAAAACAACCACUUGCCUACACAUAAUUUCAAGUUUUUGCGAGUUUCAACAUUUUCGAUACUAUUCCAGUUCAACUUAAAUAUGAUAGUCGGAAUACAAAAUAGAUGAAUAUACUUUUUACAUUUGUCUACAAGUUCAGAAAGAAUUUCGUGAGGUAAUCGUGUCAGAUAACUGGCUUUUACGGGUCGUUGUGCCCACUGUCAAUCGCUGUUCGCCGCCAUAUUGGGUCAACCAUUUUGAAUUUCAAAAAAAUUUCGCUAUUGGAAAGAGCUGACAUCUGUGCCACUACGCAUCGCCAUUUAGUCGAUGUAAUGCGUUUUUUUGUGCCGGAAAUGAAAACUAUUUGGAAAAAUUCGACAAAACCGUAAACUUUUUGAAAAAAAAACGUCCACAACUUUUCCAACUCACAUUCAGAGUUAAAUUCGGUACAAAAAGUGUUAAUAUAUGGAUAAUGUUGUCAAAAUCCUUGAAAAAGUUUUCGAAUUUAGUUUUUCCAAUCGCCGGACAGUCAAUUCCGAUUAACGAAGUACUAAAACAUCGAAAAAAAAUUUUCUCGUGUGCGUGUAAAAUAUUCGUAAAAGCAUUUUUUUGUGACUUUAGGACACACACGUAAGGACUCGAAAAAAAGGAUUUUUUGACAGUUUUAAAAAAACACUGUUCUCGUGUCCUUGAUUGAAAAUUUCUGCACCGAUGUGAAAGGUUCUAAAGUUACAAACAAGCCUGAGAGCAUCAAAAGGUUUCCAAAUAAUCAGCCGUGCCUAUAUAAAUUUAUAAUUUACAAUUAAAACGAGGGGAAAUGAAACAAUCAGUAUUGAAUUUUAUAAAUUCUCUUUUACCUUUGUGUAAUUAAAAUAUAUUUGCUUCCAAUCAAAUAAUUAUGGGAAAGUGUUGAAAAAUUCAUUUGCCACCGGCACACUUGUCGAUGGGAAUUUAAUUAUUUUUCUGUUCAAACGAUGCCAUUCGCAUUUUCAAUGACAUGACUUUUAAACGAGAUUAAAGUUUGGAAUUCUAGUGUAGAGAAUUUUUUCAUUCGCAGAUACUUUGUUGAAAAAAAAACUUUUACGUAUCUGUGGAGAUGCCUCUCACAUUCUUCCUAAAAGAAUGUAACGAUUCGACGAAGAUUGCAGCGUUUGCAUGUUCCAAAGUUGUACUUAAGUAACUGAAUCUUCCAGCGAAUACCGAUACUGUUGAAAACUCGUGAACUGAUGGAACCGAAAAUAUUUCGGGGCGUUUCAACGAUGAAAAAUGAAAAUCAAACAAAUUUGAAAAAAUCGAUUUUUCUGCGAUGUGAAUGUUCAUUUUUUGUGAGAAUUGUUAAUAAUGUCGCGUGUUCUCUCUAGUUUUCAAUAAAGUAAAUGACUAUUUGUACCGUU
Messenger RNA from Venturia canescens, 4863 nucleotides. Its product is annotated as peptidyl-alpha-hydroxyglycine alpha-amidating lyase 1-like. Gene Ontology annotation, cellular component: membrane; extracellular region. NCBI's taxonomy places the organism in Eukaryota, Metazoa, Arthropoda, Insecta, Hymenoptera, Ichneumonidae. The record is from RefSeq and is a predicted model, not a curated record. Bases 221 to 1975 code for a protein of 584 amino acids. Gene Ontology annotation, biological process: peptide metabolic process. The transcript has 7 exons. Gene Ontology annotation, molecular function: catalytic activity; protein binding.